CCGAUGCGGCACUAUCCUCCGACCCCUCGGACCCUAUCCGGGAGGCCUCUAGCCCCCCCCUCCUGAGGGUCCCUCCAGCGCUGCCCCUGGCACGCUCCAGCGCCGACCCGAGCAGUCUGCGCGUUCCUCCGACAGCUUGUGCUUCUGCGGUUCACUGUUCCUCCAGCAUCCCGCGUUACGACAUCCGAGAGUGGGAGGAGGCCCACGGCGGGAUGGUGCCAGAUCACCCAGCGGUCUUCACUGGCGCACAGACACGGGAGGAUCAGAUCUUCCGCGACCUCGACACUUUCUUGGCCAGCCACGGCGACCACAGGGUGAACGCACUGCCGGAGUAUGCGCAGGCGGGGGGGCACCUGGCCUACAUCGGCGUCGCCGUGAACGGCGAGGUGAAGCUCCAGAGGCUCCGCGAGCUCGCGAGCUCCUGGAACGACACGCACCUGUAUUACAACGACUUCAAGUGCUCGCCUCUGUGCCAGAAGGUUGUGAAAAUGUUUGGCACCCCAGGCCUCUUCAACGUGUCCUCGACGAAGUCCACCAACUUCCUCAUAGGGGGGCCCGAGAGCGGGCUGCCCUUCCACAAGCACACCAAAACUUGGCAGGGGCUGUCCGUGGGCAGGAAGGCCUGGUACGUGGUGCCCGCGGGGUCCAUGAGCGAGGCGGUUCACGAUGCAACGGGACCGUACAUCUUCCCUGUGCGCAGCUACCACCGCGCCAUGCAGAGACUCCCAGUGGGUCAAAGGCCGCUCUACUGCGUGCAGCACCCAGGGGAGAUCUUCUACAUCCCCGACUUCUGGUGGCACUCCACCAUGAACCUGGACGGAUUCCAGCUUGCGUACGGCGCCAAGCCUUGCUGCAAAGACCAGGUGAAGACGGACCAGCGCCGCGCCGUCAUGAAGGUGUACCCUCGGCAAGAGUGGGACACUGACGAGGAUGGUGGCUUCGGAUGGGGCAACCCGUUCCCGUACUCCAUCAUUCCGCGCGUGAAGGAGGUCGAGCGGGCGUGCAAGGGCGAGCCGAGCCGGUCCCCCACCGCGCUGGAGGAGCCGCUCCGCCGCAUGGCCGAGCAGGCGGCGAGGGCCGCGGAACUGCACGAGGACAAGGGCAUGCGGGACACCGCGGCCUUCGCGCACUGCGUCCUGGCCAAGAAGGCGAGCAGCUUCCUCGCAGGCCGCCGCUGCAACCAGUCCUCGCAGGUGCAGCGGGAGAUGAGCGCCUGCGUUGAGCGCUGGAGGAGGGUGGCCGCGAACCUCUCCGCGGUCGUGUCCCAGACGGAGUGCCCGCUCAGCUCAUGAGGAGCGGAGCCCACCCGCGCGUCUCAAGCACGCAGCGGCCUGAGGGUCUCCGCGCUCGUCAGGGCCGUCCUGAUCCCCAGGGGAGGAAAUUGGCCGAUCAUCCGCUCCAGCAGCAGUCUGCCAAUGGGCGUCCAAGGAACGCGUGUCUCGAGCAUGCGUCCCGGCAGGUUUCACCGUGUACGGCCCCCUUGCAAGAGGGGUUCGCAAGUCUCACCGAGCGCUAGCGUUGCGUCUAGCUCCCCCCCGCCUUCACAGCAGUUGGGCAGACUUCCAGGAAUUGCAGCACCAUGCAAAUCAAGACCGCCGUGACUGCCGAUUCGCAUGGAAUA
Prorocentrum cordatum is the source of this 1621-nucleotide messenger RNA. The record is from the annotation of a GenBank genome assembly. NCBI's taxonomy places the organism in Eukaryota, Dinophyceae, Prorocentrales, Prorocentraceae.